This is a messenger RNA of Elaeis guineensis (African oil palm), 1567 nucleotides long. The record is from RefSeq and is a predicted model, not a curated record. Lineage: Eukaryota; Viridiplantae; Streptophyta; Magnoliopsida; Arecales; Arecaceae.
UUCCUUUCUCACCCUCUCUCUCUUUCCUUCUUCUGAACUCAAUGUCAUCAAGUGCCUGUUUCCUUGUUCUCUCUCUGUCUUGGUGUUAGUUUUUUUUAUUUCCACUAUAAUUGUGUUUCAUGGUUUUUGUGCUUGGUGUGCGUGCUUAGUUUUGUCACCCUCCCCUGUAUCUUUUCUACUUUUGUUUCUUUCCUCACUUGCAGGCGUUUGUUCUCAAAGUGGGCAUGCACUGCACUGCAUGCAGGAAGAAGGUUGACCAACUGCUUCAUAAGAUUGAAGGGGUCGAACAGGUCGACAUAGAUGCAGAGGAGAAGAUGGUGACUGUCUCAGGCAAUGUUGAUCCUGCCAUCCUUCUGCAAACGCUAAAAAAGGCUGGUAACCGUGCAGAGCUCUGGGCCUCAGAGGCUGGAAAGAACGACGACCAGCUUAAGGAUGGGAAAGGGCAGCAGGAAGACAAUGGCAAGCCCAAAAAGGGUGGUGGAGGAAGAUGUAAAAAUAUGAAGCUCCCCCACCUGAAGGGCCCGAAGUUCCCCUUCGGCCGAAAGGAUAAGAAGUCAGUCAAGUUCGACCUUCCUCCCGAGAAUAGUGCGGAUGAAGAGAGAGGCAGCGAUGAGGAGAGAGACCACAACGAGGCUGAUGACAUCCAUGGAGACAACGAGGACAACCAAAACCAGGAUGAUGACAUUGACGGCGACGAUGAGGACAACCAAAACCAGGGUGAUGACGUUGACGAUGACAGUGAGGACAACCAAAACCAGGGUGGUGGUGGUGGUGAAAAUGGAGGAGGAAACAAUAACAAGGCGGCCCAGCCAAUGUUAUGCCCCUAUAUGAUGGCCCAGGGUUUCCACUGCAUGCAUCUGGGUCGGAUGGGGAGCAUGCCGCACGCCCCAAAGAGCCAUAUGGGGAAUAUUCCGGCCGGUGCAGUGCCGGCUGGUUACUUUCAUGGAGGCAUGGCGGCACCAGAGAUGUCUGCUCCUUCUACCAACCCCUACCGGCAGCAAUACAUGGCUGUCAUGAUGGACCAGCAGAGGAUGAUGAUGAGCGGUCAAACUGGCGGCGCUGCAAACCCGCCACCGCCAAAUGGUUACGGGACGCCAUACGCGCCACGUUAUGUGGAUCACUAUACCAACAUGUUCAGUGAUGAGAAUCCCAAUGCCUGCUCAAUUAUAUGAGCAAAGGAAGAGCUUGAUUACUUGGUGGUGUUUCUUCUUCUGUUUCCUCUCUCUUCAGGUUUUCUUUCUUCUUCGAGGCAGUAGGACAUCAGAGAAAUAUGGGUUAUUUAGUUUCUGGUAACUUUUUUCUCCAGGAUUAUUUAGUUUGCUGUGGCUGAGAAACAUGGCUUAUUUAGUUUUCAUUUUCCUUUUGUUUACUUCUUUCUCCAUCUUCUUCAUAGAACCUUUUGCUUGAUAAGAUAUAUGUUGUGUAGGUUUUAUAUGGAAGCUUUUGGGAGUAACCUUAUGGCUUUAUAUGAUGUGAAAGAUGAAAAUUAACCUACUGACGGAGCUGCUGCUCUGCUAGCUUUCAUAGACGUGUUAAUAUGUCUUUAUAAAGUUGAAGAUUAUUAUAA